CGGAGUCCCGCUGUCGUGAAAAGCCGCCGCCGCCGCCCACUUUCGCUUCCCUCCGGAACCGCCGCCUCAGCCCCGGCGCGAGCCCACCAUGUCAGACGCGGCCGUGGACACCAGCUCCGAGAUCACCACCAAGGAUCUGAAGGAGAAGAAGGAAGUGGUAGAGGAGGCGGAGAACGGGAGAGACGCCCCUGCUAAUGGCAGCGCUAACCAGGAAAAUGGGGAGGCGGAGGUCGACAAUGAGGUAGAUGAAGAAGAGGAAGAGGGCGGGGAGGAAGAAGAGGAGGAGGAGGAAGGCGAUGGUGAAGAAGAGGAUGGAGAUGAAGAUGAGGAGGCCGAGGCAGCUGCCAUCAAGCGGGCAGCUGAAGAUGAUGAGGAUGACGAUGUGGACACCAAGAAGCAGAAGACCGAAGAGGAUGACUAAACAGCAAAAGGGAAAAGUCAAACUUAAACAAGGCCACCGUGACCUAUUCACCCUCCACUUCCCGUCUCAGAAUCUAAACGUGGUCACCUCCGAGUAGAGUCCCCACCGCCCACGGGCAGUGUCACCAGCCCACCCACCCAACCAAAACCACAUGCGAAUUCGCCACAGGGGAGGAAAGAACCAAAACUUCCAAGGCCCUGCUUUUUUUCUUAAAAGUACUUUAAAGGAAAAUUUGUUUGUAUUUUUUAUUUACAUUUUAUAUUUUUGUACAUAUUGUUAGGGUCAGCCAUUUUUACUGAUCACAGGAUGACCAAACCAGCCUACGGAGAGCUCCGUCCCACUCCGGCUUUACUUGUGGUGUGACCAUGUUCAUUAUAAUCUCAAAGGAGAAAAAAAACCUUGUAAAAAAAGCAAAAACAACAAAAAAACAAUCUUAUUCCGAGCAUUCCAGUAACUUUUUGUGUAUGUACUUAGCUGUACUAUAAGUAGUUGGUUUGUAUGAGAUGGUUAAAAAGGCCAAAGAUAAGAGGUUUCUUUUUUUCCUUUUUUUUUGUCUAUGAAGUUGCUGUUUAUUUUUUUGGCCUGUUUGAUGUAUGUGUGAAACAUGUUGUCCAACAAUAAACAGGAAUUUUAUUUUGCUGAGUUGUUCUAACAAA
Messenger RNA from Suncus etruscus (white-toothed pygmy shrew), 1077 nucleotides. It is a transcript of the gene PTMA, whose product is annotated as prothymosin alpha. Gene Ontology annotation, biological process: positive regulation of transcription by RNA polymerase II; negative regulation of apoptotic process. Gene Ontology annotation, molecular function: histone binding. The coding region runs from base 89 to 421 and encodes 110 amino acids. Gene Ontology annotation, cellular component: nucleus. The record is from RefSeq and is a predicted model, not a curated record. The transcript is spliced from 5 exons. NCBI's taxonomy places the organism in Eukaryota, Metazoa, Chordata, Mammalia, Eulipotyphla, Soricidae.